Linum trigynum is the source of this 2996-nucleotide messenger RNA. The record is from the annotation of a GenBank genome assembly. NCBI's taxonomy places the organism in Eukaryota, Viridiplantae, Streptophyta, Magnoliopsida, Malpighiales, Linaceae.
AAUGGUAGAAAAAGGAAAAGACAAACAUAGCAUAUAUUUGGGAGAAGAGGGAGACAAACUGCGAAUUCAGAUAAGCUGGUAAAAAACUACAGUUGGAAAUGGAAAUGCAAGCUAAGUCCACCAUCAGAGAUACCGUGCGCGCCACCGUGGUUCAGGCGUCGACGGUCAUGUUCGACACUCCGGCCACUCUUGAUAAGGCUGACAGACUACUAGCCGAGGCGGCGGCAAACGGUUCCCAGCUAGUUGUCUUCCCUGAAGCUUUCGUCGGCGGGUAUCUUCGAGGCUCCACUUCCGGCUCCACCAUCGGCAACCGAACUCCACAAGGCAGAGACGAGUUCCGCAAAUACCACGCUUCAGCGAUCCCUAUACCAGGUCCUGAAGUGGACCAAUUGGCGGCAAUGGCGGGGAAGUACAAAGUUUACUUGGUAAUGGGCGUGAUAGAGAGGGAUGGUUACACGCUUUACUGCACGGUGGUGUUUUUCGAUUUACAGGGUGGUUAUUUGGGGAAGCACAGGAAGCUGAUGCCGACUUCAGUGGAGAGGAUAGUGUGGGGAUAUGGAGAUGGGUCGACGAUGCCGGUUUUCGAUACUCCGUUGGGGAAACUUGGUGCUGUCAUCUGUUGGGAGAACAGAAUGCCCCUUCUCAGAACUGCAAUGUACUCCAAAGGAAUUGAGAUAUAUUGUGCACCUACUGCCGACGACUGGGAUUCAUGGCAAGCAACAAUGGCACACAUUGCAGUCGAGGGCGGCUGUUUCGUACUGUCGGCGAACCAAUUCUGUCGAAGGAAAGACUACCCGCCUUCUCCGGAGUAUCUAUUUACCGGGAUGGAAGAAGAACUGGAGCCAGAUUCUGUUGUGUGCAAGGGUGGGAGUGUUAUCAUAUCACCUUCAGGAACUGUUCUUGCUGGGCCUAAUUACUCUGGAGAGGCAUUGAUCUCUGCUGAUCUCGACCUUGCAGAGAUUGCUAGGGUGAAAUUCGACUUCGAUGUGGUGGGGCAUUAUGCAAGGCCGGACGUUUUCAGCUUGAUUGUUAAGGACCAUCCGAUGAACCCAGUUACCUUCAUGUCCUCGACUGGUGCGGAAUCAGAGAAGCCUGUAGCUGGUGGUUCUGGAAGGUAAGAGUAGCAGGGAUUGCAGGAUGACUUCUGUCCAGAGGUUACAAUGUUUCUAAGCACUCAGUAUCUGCAAGCUUGACUUAUGGGAACAAGUAUUUUUCAGUUGCAAUAGAUACUCUACUAAAUAUUUCCCGUCAUCUUGUCAAUGGAAGAACUUGACAUAUGUGGGAGGAGGAGUAAUUCUCUCACUCCCUUAAUUCAUUAUCUUCUGACUCUUCAUUACUCUUAACACAUUUACUGCCAUUCUAUAACGAAAGUGCUUGCCUGUUAGGGAUGGCAAUAAAACCUAUGGCCUGUGGGUAUCCGAUCGCCUCUGACCCAGUCAACGCGGGGAAUCCCCGCUUUGACCGGAUAUGGGGCAGGUAUGGGUAAAACCCGCAAAAAGUUUGAUGGGUAUGGGGCGGGUAUGGUUUUGACCUCCCCGCCCCAUACCCAUACCCGCCCCACCAAGAGAAUUUCUUCACAUAUAAAAAAAUAUGUGGAUUAAAUUGUAAUCUAUCAAUGGUGAUAAGGAUAACUCAAGAAAAUAAAUAGUAGAAAUGCAAUUGAGUGACCAUUUUAAUCAAAAUCUAAUUCAUUUUCCUCAAUUCUCCUUUCACUUUUCCCCUUGUCUACAAGAUUAUGAUAGUUAAUUAUUACUUAGUAGAUGUAUAAGAGUUAGAAGAUAAUAAUUUGAAAAAUAUUAUACUCUAUAUUAUGUAUUAAUGGAUGUUUUAGGAUCAUAUACUUUGAACCGUAUUAAGAAAAUGAUCGUGUUUUGUUGACUUCAUGAUAUAAUAGGUUCGUUUGGAGUAAUAACUAAAACUUUUCUUGUAAAUUUUAGGUAUAAUAAUGUUGGAUGUAUGGGUACGGGUAUUACCCAUGGGUACCCGAAACCCACGGGUAUGGGGAUGGGUUUGCAAAACAUUUCCCCGCAUGAGUAUGGGCGGGUAUGGAUUUAGGUAUUUGAAGAUGGGGAUGGAAAUGGUUUAGACAAACCUGUCCCAUUGUCAUCCCUACUGCGUGCCUGAUUGAUUAUGUGAAUGAAGCACAUCAAAUCAAAGACACAAGAUUUGAUUUAUUAAUGUCCAUACAUUCAUUACCAUAUACAUAAAACAUAGUAGCCACAACAUAAUGAAUAUUUUAAAUUAUGUCAAGUCAUAAAACUUAAUCAAAAUGGUUCCAUGGUCUAGUGGUCAGGACAUUGGACUCUGAAUCCAGUAACCCGAGUUCAAAUCUCGGUGGAACCUUUGCUUUUCUACGUUUUUUUCCCCAGUAAUGAAAUUCUGAAAAGAACGGCCCAUGGGCUCGUGGCCCAAAUUGAGAGUGGUUUUGGUGGGUUAACCAAAACUGAGAAGUGACGGGUGGAGGAGCAGGGAAGUGGGCCAGCUCGGUCCCAAUUUUGACGGGCCUCUUCGAUCGCCGGAGCGCUCGACGGCGCCAGCCAUCCGAUCAGCCCGAAACCUAUAACGCUCAGAUCCCCUCGAAAAGCUUACUGCUAUCCCCAAAAUUCACAGCAAACCACAAGACUAAUCUUAGUUUACCAAACAACUUCAUAAAAAUUUAAAGGGUUCGGAAAAUGUUCAAAUGAAUACAUAUAUACCACAUGAACUUGCCACCUAUCCACUUCAAUUGGAGUUAUUUGUGAGUUGAUCAAUGUCAAAUCGCGGAUUAACCAUCACAUAUACAUUGCCUAUACUACUUACUAUUCCGCUCUUUUGUAGGUUUGAUUGUUGGGUGGAAGCUUCUACUUGUAUGUUGUAACAGCACAAACCCUGGGCAGGGAAGGGCAGGUCUGACCUCUACUGAGCUUCAAGUCAAGUUUUGGCAGCAAAUUGUGAAGAAGUUUGAUUCGUCCUACCCCGUUGACCAGGCCAGUGUAGAAUGAAUCUUGGACCGGUCA